UGGUCAAAAAAGAUGUCUUAUGGUGUCGCCUUUGGUGAUCCUGAGGCCGACUGUCCCAGGGAAUAUUGGUUUGACGGAAGCGUGAAUAUGCAGGUGGCAGCCAAUGCGUUGGAGCGGCCAAUUGCUUGCUAUACGUCUGGUCCAUGGACGAAAAAUCAUCCGCCGUCGCUGACAUUGCCACACUCUGUACCUUCGGGCAAACGAUAUAGUCUCUUGCCGUUCGUCGUUUAUGCAUUUCGUGAAUGGGAACCAUUGGGAGCCGGUCUUGCUGCGAUCAUCUGUUAAAAUGCAAUGGUCCCCGAUAUCACAGCGACAUAAGCAGCUAUGGAACGAGAUCAACCCAGGUCACGAUCAAAAAACGUUUUGGAGGUACCUGCAUAUCAAGAAAGCAGUGGAUCAGGAUUCAACAGCAAGUAGCCUCGAAAAAAGAAGACAAGCGUCGCCCAUUCUGAUUUUGGAUGAGUCUGACUGCGAUAGUGAUAUCGGAGGCGAUCAUCAUGAUCACGGUGCAAUAGUAUGUCCCCAUUGUCUGACGCGUCUGCCUUCACCGCUACCUCCUGCUGUACAGGAGCAGUACGAUGAAUAUACCCAAAAAGAAGAGAAGCAUAAGAAACAAGAAGAACGCCGCAUAAAAGGACUCUCAACGUCUCGUCGCCGCCGCUUCGAUGAAGCACAGCUUGAAACCCAAACCAGUUCGCUUUUUUGAGCAAUACAACUUCUGCAGCGUUCAUAGGAAAGAAAUGUUGAUCAGACCAGAAGGAAUCGCCCAAGGUUACUCAGCUCAUAUCGAUUUUGCGACCUUGCCUUUGCGUGUCAUGAAUCAUGUACCGGUUAAUGCAAGAUAUCAUAGUCGGUAUAACCAAAAACAGAUCCAAAUCGAUGGAA
This is a messenger RNA of Zychaea mexicana, 885 nucleotides long. RefSeq lists its product as uncharacterized. The transcript is spliced from 2 exons. NCBI's taxonomy places the organism in Eukaryota, Fungi, Mucoromycota, Mucoromycetes, Mucorales, Lichtheimiaceae. The coding region runs from base 230 to 706 and encodes 158 amino acids. The record is from RefSeq and is a predicted model, not a curated record.